Messenger RNA from Durio zibethinus, 2231 nucleotides. The record is from RefSeq and is a predicted model, not a curated record. Lineage: Eukaryota; Viridiplantae; Streptophyta; Magnoliopsida; Malvales; Malvaceae.
AAAUCAUUUUUUUUUAUCUGUAAUUAUUCCCCAGAAAAGAGAUUCUUCCAAAAAGAGCAGACGAAUGGUAGCUGGCUUCUUUGAAGAAGCUGAUUCUUUCCUGGGCUAUACCAUGCAUGCUAAAAUAAUGCUUGGUGGCUUGAAUUUCGAUGCCCAAUGUGGUCCAGGAACAUGGUAGGCAGGUCAAUGAAUUAAUUAAUUGAUCCAGAAUUAGAUGCCUUCACGCUGCUGCUACUACUGUUAGCUUCAUUUAGGCGAUGGAGGACCAAAAAUGGCGAGAUAACCAGACACAUAAAUUGGACCAACUUUAAUUGGAAAUGCAAGGUGGUGAAGAGGGACCAAGACUAAUACUCUCCAGCAAUAUGGCAACUUGGUUUCUUGACAUGUGUCCGAACAUGUCAUCUCGGAUGACACGCUUGUUUUGCACCCUCUCUUCCAAGGCGGUUUGUUCUGCUUUCUUGUCAGAGUUACAACCUCAGCAAGAUUUCGCCAACAACAGCAACCAGUCGCCUGUUUUACCAGCUUCACAUCGUCUUCUACCUAGCACUUGCCAAAAAAUGGACAGUAAAAAUGGAAGUGAAUGUUCAAAAAGGGUUGUUGAAGCUCCACAAAUUAGACGUGCAUUGACAUUAAUGGAUGCUGAUUUCUUUAAUGAAACUAAGGUACUGGAGAUUGCAAAGGCUGCAAAACAAUUCAAUGUUCCCAUAAUAAGAGCUAACAGGAAGUUAGUUGCUUCGGUUAAUGGAAGGUUGCAUAAUCCUUCUCCUUGUUUUAAUCCUGAGUGGAACAAGGAGAAAUCACAAGGCAUAGCCAGCAGGUUUAAUCAUCCUUCGAAUUUAGGCAUUGGAAGGCCAAAAGAAGAAGAUAUUGCUUUUAUGAGCGUUCUUGAGUUAGGACAACUCAUUAUGACAAAACAGAUUACUUCAGAGGAACUUACAAGAAUUUUUCUGAAGAGAUUAAAAAGGUACAAUCCAGUACUCGAAGCUGUGGUUACUUAUACUGAAGAUUUAGCUUACGAGCAAGCAAAAGAAACUGACAAGUUGUUCUCCAAAGGAGUGUAUUUAGGGCCUCUCCAUGGCAUCCCUUAGGGGUUGAAGGAUAUAAUCUCAGUACCUCGUUACAAGACAACUUGGGGUUCAACAACUUUCAAAAAUCAAGUGCUUAAUAUUGAAGCCUGGGUAUAUAAGAGGUUAAAAUCAGCAGGGGCAGUUCUUGUUGCAAAGCUUUUUUCUGGAUCACUGGCCUCUGAUGACAUCUGGUUUGGUGGUAGGACUAGGAACCCAUGGAACAUUGAGGAAUUAUCUACAGGCUCAUCAGCUGGACCUGCUGCCUGCACCUCAGCUGGUAUGGUUCCAUUUGCAAUUGGUUCAGAAACUGCUGGCUCCAUUACUUACCCUGCAUCUCGGUGUGGAGUGACAGCAUUGCAGCCAAUUUUUGGCACGGUAGGACGAGCCUGUGUAAUGAGCCUAUCAGAAAGCUUGGACAAGCUUGGUCCAUUCUGUAGAUAGGCAGCUGAUUGUGCGGUUAGUCUGGAUGCCAUCAGAGGAAAAGAUCUAGAUGAUCAUUCAUCAAGGGACAUUCCCUUUGGUGGCCCAUUCUUAGUUGACAUCACAAAGCUUAUAGUUGGAUAUCUUGAAGAUGCUGACAAGGAGGUUGUUCAUGUGCUUGAAUCGAAAGGUGUUAAGGUGGUCCCUUUCAAACUGAGCUAUACUGUCGACUCUGUUCAAGGCGUCCUAAAUUUCACAAUGGAUGUAGACAUGUUGGCCCACUUUGAUGAAUGGCGUUCUGGGAAGGAUGAUGAAUAUGAAGCUUAAGAUCAAUGGCCCCUUGAGUUACGUCGUGCACGUGUAGUUUCAGCUAUAGACUACAUACAGGCACAAAGAGCUCGGGGAAAGUUAAUCCAAGAAGUAAAAGAAAGUUUUACUGUUGACGCAUUGAUUGGAAAUGCAACUGAUUGGGAGCGAGAAUGCAUGGGAAAUCUUGUAGGUUUGCCUGUAAUGAUUAUUCCGACCUGGUUCACGAACGUAUCUAAUCCGCCUCCUAACGGUACUCAUAGAAGAACCACCGUCAACACAGGCAUUUAUGCUCCUCCUAACCAUGAUCACAUUGCAUUAGCAUUGGCAAUGGCUUACCAGUCGGUCACAAAUCACCAUAAGCAACGCCCUCCCAUUGAUGAUCUUGGACCAAAUAACACAAUCCCCAGUCCCCCCACAGUUACCAUCCCUCCUUGA